AUUUGAAUGCUGCACUGAGGUAGUCUGGGUGUUGUGAGGUGAAGCCGGUGGGCGGCGGCGGGCCCACUCUGAGGAGCGCGCGGACCCAAAGCAAGUCUGAGGAGCAUUUAUUUGUCAAGCAGCUGGACUGCGAAAAAGGUUUUCUUCAAAAAUGGAUGGGAUGUCUUCAGAGACUAAUGAAGAGAAUGACAAUAUGGAGAGACCUGUUAGAAGACGACAUUCCUCUAUUUUGAAACCCCCAAGGAGUCCUCUUCAGGACCUCAGAGGUGGGAAUGAAGCAGUUCAGGAAUCUAAUGCUUUGAGAAAUAAGAAAAGCUCUCGUCGAGUCAGCUUUGCAGAUACCAUAAAAGUAUUCCAGACAGAGUCUCAUAUGAAAAUAGUAAGAAAGUCAGAAAUUGCAGAAACAGAAGCGGGAGAAAAUGUUCUAUAUAUACAGAAUAAGAAGCCAGAAGAAACCUGUGAGAUUACUGGGAUGAACACAUUGCUUUCUGCUCCUAUUCAGACUCAGAUGCAACAGAGAGAGAUUUCAAUUACAGAACACAACCAUGAAAUGAAACCUGCAAAUGACCAAACAGUCAUCUUUUCAGAUGAAAACCAGAUGGACCUAACAGCAAGUCACACUGUAAUGAUUACCAAAGACCUGUUAGAUUGUACUAAAAGUGAAAAGUCCAUUAAGAUAGAUACCGCAUCAUUUCUGGCUAACUUAAAGCUCCAUACUAAGGAUUCAAGAAUGAAAAAAGAAUUAAAUUUUUCCAUGGAUCAAAGCACUUCUUCAGAAAAGAAAAUACAUUUUAAUGACUUCAUAAAAAGAUUGAAAACAGGAAAAUCUAAUGCUUUUCCUACAGGACCUGAUAAAGAAAAUUUUGAAAUAUCUGUUCAUCCCAUAAAAACAAAGAAGGCCUCUUCUGUACAUCAAAUGCAUGUAUCUCUUAGGGUAGAUGAAAAUAGUAGUAAUACAACUAGAAUCUUCGGAGAACAAAAUGAUGGGAUGAAUUUCACUCAGUGUCAUACAGCCAAUAUUCAGACUUUGGUUCCCACAUCCAGUAAGGCCAGCAUAAGGGAAUUUAAAGGUGAUGAUAUUACAAUUUAUGGCAGUGAUUUUAUGGACUUGACAACUAACCACACUAUACAGAAUUUAACCUCAGCAGAUAAUUCAUCUAAUAAAGAAAAUCAAACUCAGAAUGUCAUGAUGGAGGCUAUGACAGAUUAUGGAACUAAAGCUCCAGGAGGGAAGACAAUCUUUAAUAAACUGAAUAUUCCUUUUCAAACCCCUUUAAACCCUAAUGGUGAAAUACAUAUUACCAAAAGUCAUAUUACAGGGACAGAAACUCACACAAGCACACAGACUUCUAACCAAGAUGCCAGAACAUUGACUAUAAUCCCAGAAUCUAUAUGUUCCAGCCCAGCUACUCAAGAUUAUAAGACAUUUUUCUAUUCUAGCAGUAAUAAUCCCAUGGAACUGACCACAUGUCUCUCGGGUAUGAGAAAAGAGAAGAAUUUGCUGAAGAAUGAUAAUUAUUCUAAAAUGUAUCCCAAUCCAGAUGCCAUCUCUCUUCUUACAGAGAAAACUAUUUAUUCAGGAGAGGAUAGCAUGGACAUUACAAGGAGUCAUACAGUUGCAAUAGAUAAUCAGAUUUUUAAACAAGAUCAGACAAAUAUACAGAAAGCAGACACAUCAAUAUCUGAAAAAGAAAUAAUGCUCCAAAAUCUCAUAACCAUGUCAAAGGAUGGGAAAAUGAAUAUAAAUUGUAGCUCAGUUCCUCAUAUAUCUAAGGGAAGAUUACAGCAGAGCCUGGCAAACUCUUUAUCUAUUUCAUUGACUGACAAAAAGACUGAAAUCUUCACAGGUGAAGAUAUGGAUUUGACUGAAAGUCACACAACUAACUUAGGAAGUCAAACUCCACUUACAUCUUACAAUGUAACAUCUGAGAAUACCAGUAAAUUUCUCUCUCACAGCAAAAGCCCUUCAGAUGAAUGGCAAGAAAUGACCAAAAGUCGUAUUGAACCAUCCCAGCAGCCAGACAUAAUAUCUAAAAACAUCCCAAUGGACACCUGGGACAAAGAAAAAGUUCAAGUUUUAAAGAUUGCACCUUAUGUUGAUAAAGAUUCUCCUCAAUCAGCUGAUAUUAAUCAAGACAUAGCAAUAAGCCAUAGUAUAGUAUACUCUGAUAGAAGUCUUGAGAAACAAGUAGCACUAGGAAAUAAUAGAAAUACUGUUCCAUGUGAGCAAUCUUUGUUUCCUACUACAGAGUCAUUAUUUUCAUUAGAAGGACAGUCUAACAUGAAAAAUCAUAAUAUUGCUAUUAACAGUUACACAAUGAAAUCUGUGCCAGGCCAGAAUUCUAAACUGCCUGAGUCACUGAGGAAGGGUGUAGGCAAUCCAACACCUGACUAUUCUCAUGACAAAACAAUUAUUUGUUCAGAGGAGGAACAAAAUAUGGAUCUAACCAAGAGUCACACUGUUGUCAUUGGAUUUAGUUCUUCUGAAAUACAAGAAUUGGGUAAGACUAAUCUAGAAAAUACUAACAGUCUGCUAACAACAGCAAACAGACAGACAGCUAUAAAAGUUGAAAAAUGUUGUAAAAGUCCUAUAGAAAAAACAGGAAUAUCUGUUUCUAAGGAUAACCUAGAUGUGAUAGAGGACAAAAGCAUACAGAAACUUGGAUUUUUGAAUGAAAAGCAAGAUGUCAAAAUUUGUGGAAGAAAAAGUGUUGGCAGACAAAAAGUUGAUAAGACUAUUGUAUUUUCAGAGGGUGAUGAGAAUGAUAUGGAUAUCACCAAGAUUUUUACAGUGGAAAUAAAUCAUAAACCUUUAUUACUUGAACAAGAUUCCCAUUUGGCAGGAACUUCUAAAACUGUUUUGUAUGAAUGUGGGCAAGAUGACGUGGAGAUCACUAAAAGUCACACAACUGCCUUGGAAUGUAUAACUGUCUCACCAGAUAAAAUAACCAGUAGGCCUAUGGACAAAACUGUAAUGUUUGUAGAUAAUUACAAUGAACUAGAAAUGACAAAGUCUCACACUUUUUUCAUUGACUACCAAGCAAAGGAGAGGACUGUGAGUAUAGACAAACUUGACUCAGAACUAUCCAAAAGAAGAAAAAGCAUAGAAAAGCCAAAAAUGACACCUGCUUCUGCUGAGGAAAGUGUUUCCUUUCUGGAGAAUGGUGAAAGUGACCAUUCAGCAGCAAACGUCAAUAAGCUAACACUACUGAGGGAAUGGUCUAAUAAUGGUCCUAUAGAGAAAGCAGUAGGAUUUAUAGCUGGUGAUAACAUGGAAGUAUCUAAAUUCACCAUUUGGAAAAAUGGCAAAGAUGUACAAAAGCCUGAAUUUCUGAAUGACACUAUAUCAGACAAAAGUCAGAGAAGGAAAAGCCUUAGACUCAAAAAUGACAAGACUGCUGCAUUUUCUAAAAAUGAUGAUGAUAUGGAUAUCACCCAGAGUUGUACAGUGAAAAUAAACUAUAAAAGUGCCCCAGAAGAUAGAGAGGAUUCCCAUUUGGUGCCUUUGACAGGAGCUUCUAAAACUGUUUUGUAUUCAUGUGGGCAGGAUGACAUGGAGAUGACUAGAAGUCAUACGACUGCGUUAGAAUGUAAAACUGUCUCACCGGAUAAAAUAACUACUAGGCCCAUAGAUAAAACUGUAAUGUUUGUUGAUAAUCAUGGUGAUCUGGAAGUCACCGAGUCCCAUACUGUUUUCAUUGAUUGUCAAGACACAGAGAAAAUUAAUCAAGAGUGCCCUAAAUUUGGAAUAGCUACAGGAAAACCCUUGGGUAUUUCUUUUCAUAAUGAUGGUAGCUCUGUUCAAGAAAUCACUGAAAAACAAGCAUUGGCAGUAGACCAGACCUAUAUACCAGAAAAAGCCAGAAUUGGAAGCUGUCAGUUAAAUAGUACAGAUAGAAGAAACAUGGACUUUACUAACAGUCAAGCAACUGCUACGUGUGGAUCCAGUGAUAAUUAUUCCUGUUUACCAAAUGCUAUUUCCUGUUUUGAUAAUUUGGAGGGGAAUGUCAUGUCCUUAGGUGAUAAAGAUAAGAAAGCCAGUAACUGCCCAGUGCAAAAUGAUCUUUCUUAUGUAAAGGAUUUAGCCAAUGAAUAUUACUUGAAACCUGAGGGACUGCCUCCCUCUGCUUGUUCUUUGUUAAAGAAAGAAAAAGUAACUCAAACCAAUAGCAAUGGACAGUUAGACUGUGUUACAACAGUGCUUAAAAAUCAAGAUAUGAUUAAGGAGUCCCAGAAUCUAAUAGCUAAUCAAACUUUACAAGAUAGUCAGGAGCUGGCGGAGAUGAUUAAACCUAAUUCAAAUCGAGUAUCCUUUAAACCCUCAGAGGAUCAAAUGGAGGGCUUUGUUGAUACCACAGAACAUAAUUUAAAGAAGACUGUUGUUGAUAAUGUUUGUGUUACUUCUCAGCCUCAUCUCUCAAGCCAGGUACCUCCAUUACCUCAACAAGGACGGAUAAUUUUGAAUAAAGAUGAAACAAUAUCAUCUAAUUCUGGAAAUAAGAAUUUAAAUAUUGUUAUAGGAAAUUCCUUUGUACCCAUAUGUGAAAACGAGGCCAAAAUGCUCAACAAUGAUAAACAAUUUACCAUAGUCUGUAAAAAUGAGCUGAGGAAAAAUACUCAGACAGCUAAAUGUAAUACAGAUUUCCACAGUAAUUCAGACUUGACUAAGCAAGUUAUUCAAACUCAUACUAAUUCUAGAGAAGCAUCAGAUACUGUAAUUGCAUCUAAUACUGCAAGUUUUAAUAGUGUCAGAUCAAAUCUGAAUAAUUUGAAUGGAAAAACUGAAGAAUUUUUAGAUUUCCAAACUCCCCAUAUUCCAUCUUCUCCAGAGCAAAUACUUGCAUUAAUAAACAAGGCACACAAUCAUAUGAGUAUAGUGCAAGCUACAGAAAUACAGAACAUUAACACAGCGCCCAGCAAUGUUGAAGAUGAUAGAGAUGAAGAAAGCAAAAUUUCUCAUAAUGGAGCUGAAACCAACUCUGUACCACUCAUGACAGUUGUAAAAGAUAAAGUGAAGAGAUGUUCUUUGGGAAUAUUUUUGCCCAGAUUGCCAAACAAGAGAAAUUGUAGUGUCACUGGUAUUAAUGACCUGAAGCAGAUUCAAGCAGACACAACUGAUUUAAAUCACUUAGAAAUUCAGCCAGUCUUCAGUAAGGAGCCAAGCAUUGAAUUUGUUGCAACUAAACUGACCUUAAGUCCAUCUCAGUAUAUAAAUGAGGAAAACUUUCCUAUAUAUCCUGGUGAGAUUAAUUCCUCAGAUUCUAUUACCAUAGAAACUGAGGAAAAGGCUUUGAUUGAGACAUAUCAAAAAGGGAUUCCACCAUCUGAAAAUAAAAUAAGAGAAACCUGCAGUAACCAAAAAAGAACCUGGGUACAAGAAGAUGAUGAUAUUCAGAAUGAGAAAAAAAUCAGGAAAAGUGAGAUUAGGUGUAGUGAUACUACACAAGAUCAGGAGAUUUUUGAUCACCAUGCUGAAGGGGAUAUAGAUAAAAAUGCUGACAGCCUGAGCAGAACCCCAUCUAGUUGCAGCAGUUCUCUGGAUUCGAUAAAGGCUGAUGGGACCUCUCUGGACUUCAGCACACAGCACAAUAGUCAAAUGGAAUCACAGUUUCUCAGAGACACUAUUUGUGAAGAGAGCUUGAAGGAGAAACUCAAAGAUGGGAAAAUUACAAUAAAGGAGUUCUUUAUACUUCUUCAGGUCCACAUUUUGAUACAGAAACCCCGACAGAGCAAUCUCCCAGCCAAAUUUACUAUAAACACACCACCUACUCUGGAAGACCUGAUGUUAAGUCAGUAUGUUUACCGACCCAAGAUACAGAUUUAUAGAGAAGAUUGUGAAGCUCUUUGCCAAAAGAUUGAAGAAUUAAAGCUUUCUGCAUUGAACCAGGAUAAAUUGUUGACUGACAUAAAUAGGAACCUGUGGGAAAAAAUGAGACACUGCUCUGAUGAAGAGCUGAAGGUCUUUGGAAUUUACCUGAACAAAAUAAAAUCACAUUUUACCAAGAUGACUAAAGUUUUUACUCACCAAGGAAAAGUGGCUCUCUAUACCAAGCUGGUACAGUCAGCUCAGAAUGAGAGGAAGAAACUUCAGAUAAGGAUAGAUGAGAUGGACAACAUACUUAAGAAGAUUGAGAACUGUCUCGCUGAAGUUGAAAUAGAAACUAAGAAUUUGGAUGAAGAGAAAGACAAUCCUAUGGAAGAAUGGGAUUCUGAAAUGAGAGCCGCAGAGAAAGAACUAGAACAGCUGAAAACUGAAGAAGAUGAGCUCCAAAGAAAUCUCUUAGAACUGGAAGUACAGAAAGAGCAGACCCUUGCUCAAAUAGACUUUGUACAAAAACAAACAGAUAGAACUGAAGAGCUAAUGGAUCAGUUGAGCUUGUCUGAGUGGGAAGCCAUUGAGUGGAGUGAUGAUCAAGCUGUAUUCACCUUUCUUUAUGACACAAUAGAACUUACUAUCACCUUUGGAGAGACAGUAGUUGAUCUCCUUUUCCUGGACAAGGCUUGUAGGAAGAUUGUUGACUUGAAUUUUCAAUCUCGGUUAGAUGAGGAUAAAGCUCCUCCUUCCUCCCUUUUAGUUCAUAAGCUUAUUUUCCAGUACAUUGAGGAAAAGGAAUCCUGGAAGAAAAAAUGUACAACACAGCAUCAAAUACCCAAGAUGCUUCAAGAAAUCUCAUUGGUAGUGAGCCAUUGUAGACUCCUUGGAGAGGAAAUUGAGUUUUUAAAGAGAUGGGGACCAAAUUAUAACCUAAUGAACAUAGAUGUGACUAAUACUGAAUUGAGGCUUUUAUUCUCCAGCUCUGCAGCAUUUGCAAAAUUUGAGAUAACUUUGCCUCUCUCAGUCCAUUUUCCAACUGUUCCAUUACGUUUCUCCAUUCAAAAGCACCUUGGAAACAUUGGCCAAGAUGAAAUCACUGCAAUUCUAUCUAAAGUGCCACUGAAGAACAACUACCUAAAGAAUGUAGUCAAGCAAAUUUACCAAGAUCUGCUUCAGGACUGCCAUUUCUAUCACUAGACCCAAUGGACUACAGUUACAACAGCCAAAAACAGUGUACUUCAUAACGAUAUUAUGUCAGAGUAUCCAUUGCUGUUUAAUCUUUGUCUUUAGGUCAUAGAAAGAAGCUUAGUAAAAUUCCUUCUGAUGAUGUUA
Messenger RNA from Nyctereutes procyonoides (raccoon dog), 7147 nucleotides. RefSeq names its product kinetochore scaffold 1 (gene KNL1). The coding region runs from base 152 to 7012 and encodes 2286 amino acids. Gene Ontology annotation, biological process: protein localization to kinetochore; cell division; attachment of spindle microtubules to kinetochore. Gene Ontology annotation, cellular component: nucleus. The record is from RefSeq and is a predicted model, not a curated record. NCBI's taxonomy places the organism in Eukaryota, Metazoa, Chordata, Mammalia, Carnivora, Canidae. The transcript has 26 exons.